AUGGCAUCCACAACGAACCAGGUCUGGACGCUGCCGCGGCCGUCGGAGCGCAAGUCUUUCGACGACCUCAAGCUCAAGGAGCGCCCCAUGCCCAAGCCGGCGCCGACCCAGGUGCUGAUCAAGGUGCACGCCGUCUCGCUCAACUACCGCGACCUGAUCAUCGCCCAGGGCCAGUACCCGCUCGAGCAAAAGGACGACGAGCUGAUCCCCGCCAGCGACGGCGCGGGCGAGAUUGUCGACGUCGGCGAGCGCGUCAAGGCAGAGGGGCGCUGGAAGGCCGGCGACCGCGUCAUGGGCAUCUUUACCCAGAAGCACCUCUCCGGAUCCACGGCGCGCGCCGCCGACCUGAGCUCGACGCUCGGCGGCGGCGUCGACGGCAUGCUGGCCCAGUACGUCGUGCUCGAGGAGUACGGCAUCGUGCGCAUCCCCUCGCACCUCUCGUACGAGCAGGCCGCCACGCUCCCCUGCGCCGCCGUGACGGCCUACAACGCCCUCUACGGCAUCCCCUCGCACCAGCUCCGCGCCGGGGACACGGUCGUGGCGCAGGGCACCGGCGGCGUGUCGGUGUUUGCGCUCCAGCUCGCCGUCGCCGCGGGUGCCCAGACGGUCAUCACGUCGUCGUCGGACGACAAGCUGCGCAAGGUCGUCUCGCUCGUCCCCGAACCCUUGCGCCACCUCGUCCACACGUUCAACUACAAGUCGGACCCGCACUGGGACAAAAAGGUGCUCGAGGUCACCGGCGGCCUCGGCGCCGACCACAUCGUCGAGGUCGGCGGACCCGGCACCCUCGAAAAGAGCUUCCAGUCGGUCAAGCAGGGCUCCGUCAUCUCGACCAUCGGCUUCGUCGCAAAGGGCGACGGCGAGCCCGUCAACGUCGCACUCCACGCCCUCGUCAAGGGCGCCAUCUUUAGGGGCCUCCUGGUCGGAUCGCGCGACCAGUUCGAGCACAUGAACGCCAUCCUCGAGCUGCACAGGAUCGUCCCCGCCGUCGACAGGGUGUUUGACUACCACGACGCCGCCAAGGCCUACCAGCACCAGUGGAGCCAGGCCCACGUCGGCAAGGUCGUCAUCCGCGUCGCCGCCUAG
Pseudozyma flocculosa PF-1 is the source of this 1086-nucleotide messenger RNA. RefSeq lists its product as uncharacterized. Bases 1 to 1086 code for a protein of 361 amino acids. NCBI's taxonomy places the organism in Eukaryota, Fungi, Basidiomycota, Ustilaginomycetes, Ustilaginales, Ustilaginaceae. The record is from RefSeq and is a predicted model, not a curated record. The transcript is spliced from 2 exons. Gene Ontology annotation, molecular function: oxidoreductase activity.